AUGCUUCCUUGUCCAGGUAACAACGAAGUCAAUGAUGGUCGAGCGUGGUAUUCGCCAAAUUGGACAGAAAGAGGUGAGUUUGCAUUCUGUGAAGAAUGUUACCACCGAUUUAUCGAAAAAACACCUCUAAGUAUUCAUAUGCGAAGUGAUGGAGAAUUUGAAGGUUGUGCUUGUACUUGUGAUUUUACAUCCAACGUAAAAAAACAAUGGUCUCUUGCUGUAAAAAAAAACGAUAUAAACAUAUUUAAUGAACAUGUUAAGAGAACAUUAAAACAAUAUCGUAUAAACGAUCUAAAAGUUCUUAUAGACACCGAAACGCUACGGUACUCGACAUUGCUAGCAGAGAGACAAAUGCAUUGGAACAGUUCAUCGAUCGAAGUUAUUAGUGAGUUUGGUAGCGAAGUUCGAGAAGAAUACUACUUCAAUGGUUCGUAUUAUAAUACUAUGGGUGAUGUGGAAGCAGCCAAAACGGAGAUCAAAAUGGAAAAAUCUCAAAGUAAACUUAAAAAUUAUAAUAGAGAAUUGCGUCAACUAGAAUAUGAACUCUCAAGAGAUGAUAAUUCAAUAAAAAUAGAAACAAGUACUAGUGCUGUCGGUGAUAUUAAUAAUGCUGAUCCAAAUGUUUCAUCUUCAUCUUCAUUUCCUACUACUACUAUAAAAAAAACAUUAGAAAGUAUAAAAGAAAAGGUAAUUAAAUUAAGCAAAGAAGAAAAGUUGGAUGAUGCUAUAAAAUUGGUAAAAAAAUACAGAAUGCUAAAGCUUGGAAUCAAUUGA
Molecule: messenger RNA, 774 nt
Organism: Entrophospora candida
Lineage: Eukaryota; Fungi; Glomeromycota; Glomeromycetes; Entrophosporales; Entrophosporaceae
Source: the annotation of a GenBank genome assembly